AGUGGAGGUUUGCUCUGGAAAGAAGAAUGGUCAGCUGGAGCAAAACAGUGUAUUUGAAUCAACUUUAUUGACAAAUAUUGCACAUACAGAACACCGUGCAAUACGUGAUGCAGUUUGAGUAAAAAUAACAAUAGAUUGUUGAGUGAGAGGAACUCAAAUUGAGAUAAAAACAAAAAAAAAAGUUAAAGGCGGAUAAUUGGCUGCUCUAAAGGGACCAUCAGAUCCGUAAAUAAUUUGUUCUAAUACUUUUAUUUAUUCAUGGAUUAAAUGAAUUAGAUAAACAAUGUAUUUUUUUUUCCAAAUUAAGUUUCGUAGAACAGUUGGAAUUCAGUGGAAUCCGUGAAGGUGUAAUCGUUCUGCAGCCUGUCCAAUCAGGAGGCGGAGGAGAGGCUGUGCCGCGACACGGCGACAGAACUCAGGCGGCGACAGCCCUGUUGGCGUCCGGACCGGUUCCCAGCCACACCGUCACCCUCUAUUUGCAACACGAUGGCUGACGUGGAGCUCGUGAAGAAGAUGCUACAGGGCAUCCUGCACUCCAACAAAGGCGGGGUGUCCCUGACCCGUCUGCAGACGGAGUACAAGGAGGCGACCGGUGAGCAGAUACCGCAUAAGCAGAUGGGACACAACCACCUGGACACGCUGCUCGUCAGCAUGCCGUCUGUGGUGCGAGUGGAGCGCAGCCGCUCUGGAGAGGCUAGCUAUUUUGCAUCAGCAGCCAGUGAAAGGACCCAUAUAGCCAAAGUGAUGGCCCGAGAGCCAAACUCUAGGAGGAUCAGCCGGCCUCACCUGGUCAACACGCAGAUGAGGGUGAAGCCGGCCGCUCCGUUCAUCCUCAACGGUAGGUCUAGUUUUGUAUCAGUUGAGAUUUUUGUUGGAAGGUGGAUGACGUCACAGGAAAACCCCCAAAAGUGGUGGAUGUUGAUGCUGAUUUGGUGUGUGGUUAAAAAUGUGUGACGAGCCCAAAAUGUU
This is a messenger RNA of Oryzias melastigma (Indian medaka), 969 nucleotides long. RefSeq names its product tudor domain-containing protein 7B-like. The transcript has 3 exons. NCBI's taxonomy places the organism in Eukaryota, Metazoa, Chordata, Actinopteri, Beloniformes, Adrianichthyidae. The record is from RefSeq and is a predicted model, not a curated record. Bases 487 to 954 code for a protein of 155 amino acids.